Setaria italica (foxtail millet) is the source of this 1446-nucleotide messenger RNA. Its product is annotated as expansin-A7. Gene Ontology annotation, cellular component: extracellular region. Gene Ontology annotation, biological process: plant-type cell wall organization. The transcript is spliced from 3 exons. The coding region runs from base 137 to 925 and encodes 262 amino acids. The record is from RefSeq and is a predicted model, not a curated record. Lineage: Eukaryota; Viridiplantae; Streptophyta; Magnoliopsida; Poales; Poaceae.
ACCACUCUCCGCCCCCGCCCAGUCUUCCUGUGCCGCCGCGAACUGACACCGCCCGUCCCGCAGCGAGUGCAACCGCGGCGAGUCGCGAGGAAGCAAGCCAAGGCAACUAGGCAAGCGAGCGAGGAAAGAGGAGGGGAUGGCGGCAAUGCCGGCGCUGCUUCUCCUGGUGGCCGCGGCCGCCGCGCUGGUCCUCCCCGCCGCCGCCCGCAUUCCCGGCGUGUACGGCGGCGGCGCCUGGCAGAGCGCGCACGCCACGUUCUACGGCGGCAGCGACGCCUCGGGCACCAUGGGCGGCGCGUGCGGUUACGGCAACCUGUACAGCCAGGGUUACGGCGUGAACAACGCGGCGCUGAGCACGGCGCUGUUCAACGAGGGGCAGAGCUGCGGCGCCUGCUUCGAGAUCAAGUGCGAGAACCAGCCCGGGUGGCGGUGGUGCCACCCCGGGAGCCCCUCCAUCCUGGUCACGGCCACCAACUUCUGCCCGCCAAACUACGCGCUCCCCUCCGACGACGGCGGGUGGUGCAACCCUCCCCGCCCCCACUUCGACCUCGCCAUGCCCAUGUUCCUCCACAUCGCCGAGUACCGCGCCGGCAUCGUCCCCGUCUCCUACCGCCGGGUGCCGUGCCGCAAGUCCGGCGGGAUUCGGUUCACCAUCAACGGCUUCCGCUACUUCAACCUGGUGCUCAUCACGAACGUGGCCGGGGCCGGCGACAUCGUGCGCGCGAGCGUGAAGGGCUCCGGCACCGGGUGGCUGCCCAUGUCGCGGAACUGGGGCCAGAACUGGCAGUCCAACGCCAUCCUCGUCGGCGACGCGCUCUCCUUCCGCGUCACCGGCAGCGACCGCCGCACCUCCACCUCCUGGAACGCCGCCCCGCGCAACUGGCAGUUCGGCCAGACCUUCGAGGGCAAGAACUUCAGGGUCUGAUCGAUGAUGCUCCCGAGCAUCAUCGCCUACGCCGCCGGCGUUGUGAUUCGGAAAAGAAGCCGAUGCCUCUUAUACGUAAUUAGUAUAGUCAUUAAGCAUGUGUCGGGGUGGGAAUGUGCGUCCAAGCUCACGCAUUCUCGCCGUAAUCCGGGUCCAAGUCCUCUCUGAAAGGAAGCUUUUUCUUCUGAACGAGGGGGUCAAUCAAAAAGGGUAAAGUCUAGAGUUGGUUAGGGUAUAUUUGUCAGUCACAACUAGUCCCUAGUACUCUGCUCCAUUAGCGUGCUUAUGGCUACCCGACUGUGUGGUUAUGGAUCUUGUUUGUGGUUAAGCCUCGGUUUGUGGGGGUGAUUUCUGUUCGCAGAGUGGCUGAAGUGGCUGCCAAGCUGCAGCUUAAAAAACUGGUCGCGGUGAGUGUAGCCCGCAGCUGCUUGUCCUUGUCCCCUGUCAUCUGUCUCCAUCAUGGACCUGAUUUUAAGUACCAGUAAGGUGAUUGGAAUUGUAAGAAGGCUACUACUACUGUU